Messenger RNA from Anneissia japonica, 6085 nucleotides. Its product is annotated as centrosomal protein of 104 kDa-like. The record is from RefSeq and is a predicted model, not a curated record. The transcript is spliced from 20 exons. Gene Ontology annotation, cellular component: cilium. Lineage: Eukaryota; Metazoa; Echinodermata; Crinoidea; Comatulida; Comatulidae. The coding region runs from base 175 to 2826 and encodes 883 amino acids.
CGGUUGAGAAAGGAGGUACGGUUUGACGAGAGCGCUUGAGCCUUGGAGGAGGAGAAUAGCGCCUACUCCUAGCCCCCGUCAUACCCCUACACAGGGUACUAGGCCUACUACUAGUACUAGGCCUAGUUACAGGCCUAACAACUACGACUACGAGAAUAAUAUUAAUUGAAAAAGAUGCCUCACAAGCUAGCUUUUCAUGUGCUACACACAUCCAGCAUUGAGACAGGGUUCAGUCUGAAAGAAUUGGAAGUGCACAGCCCACUGGUGAAGGGCUGGCAAUCAAGCCGCUUCUGCACCUACCCCCAAGAAAUCAUCCUACGCUUACCAAACAAGGUUCAGGUUGUUAAGCUUCAAAUACUAGCUCAUCAGUUUUUAAUACCAACUAAAAUUGAGUUUUAUGUAGGAGAUAUCCCAACUCAUCGCCUCGAGUCUUUACAUGGAGCAAGGUAUAAGCGUUUAGGAUAUGUGACCAUGUCGGACAAUGAGAAGACAGGGUUCAAAGCCCGAGAGUUGAAAUCCGUGCACGUGAAUGCGAUUGGUCAGUACCUGAAGAUCGUCAUUCACAAAAACUUUGUCAACAAAUACAAUCUAUACAAUCAGGUUGGAAUUGUUGCAGUUAAUGUGAUUGGGGAGGAGUUAGGAGAAGAUGGUCGUCCCAAGAAUUCAGAUGCUCAGUUAAUGGGCGGUAAAGAAGAUGGUGAUGGUGUCGACCCCUUGGUGCUUGGGGCAUUCACCAGACCUGAUUACAUUUCCCCAUUAGAUGACCUUGCCUUUGACAUGUAUCAGGACCAAGAGGUCGCCCAGAUAAUAAGAAAACUUGACAUCCGCAAGAAUGAGGCUGUGAUACAAGAGAAAUACGACAUUGCUAAACGACUUAAGCAAGCUAUAGCAGAUUUACAGAAGGUUGGGGAACGACUUGGUCGGUUUGAGGUCGAGAAACGCCGUGCAAUAGAAACUGAGGAUUAUGACUUGGCCAAGAUAAAGAAAGCUGCGAUGGAGGAUUAUCGAUUGGAAAUCUAUAAACAACUCGCUGUCCAUGACUUAUUGGAGUUCUCAAAGCAAUUAAUAUGGCCUCCAAGAUAUCCUGGUUCACAGACAUUGGACCCGAUUCCUAUAGGCCAAGCUUCUGAUACCGAGAAGGGAGAUUUAUCAAGAAAACCACCAGUUGCCAAAGUAAUGGCAUCAACAUCUCAGCCAAAGAACAAUCUAAAUGAGGAACGUCCACUCAGGGGUGUCAAAAAACAACCACAACAUGAUGUCAAUCAGGAAAAUCAUCAGGACGAAGACCAACCAUCUGGAAAUGAUCGACUGUCAGAUAAGAAUGCCAGAGAAGCUGCACCAGCUAUUGAUGCCUUUGGACUAGAUUUAGUCACAAAACUUUACUCAAAGACCUGGUCUUAUCGAGAAGAAGCAUUGCUGAUGGUGAAGAGUAAACUAGAGGAUGUUGAAGAGGGAACGGACAAGGAGGAGCUCAGGCCCCUCUUGAGGGCGGCUACAUUUGUGGUAUCCAAAGGUCUGAGGGACAAAGUAUUUGGAAUAUUCAACACUGCAACUGGUGUUUUACACUACAUCCUGGAUGUCUGGGUUGUAAGGCAUAAAUUAGGAAAGGUUGACACAGCUACUGUUGUUGACAAGUCGUUACCAGAGCUGUUAAAUAGAACAGCCGACACAAAUGCAAGACUAAAAAACUUCAGCCAGGACUUUAUACUUGAGAUGGCAGGUUACAAGGAAGUACGCAUCCUUCACAAUGUCCCUCAACAUUGCUUGGUUCCAUUCAAGACAUCAAUUCAGGCCAGAAGUGCCGUAACCAGAGUUGACAUCGUUCAGCGACUCUUAGCACUUCUAGGGAUUGAAAAGAAUAGUGGGAUGUCUGUAGAUAAUGUGAUGACAUUUGCGCUAAGAGCUCUUGAACAUACAGCUGGUGAAGUCCGUGAAGCUGCCAUCAAAUUGAUCACAGACCUCUACCAGAUGAAAGGAGCAGAGAUCAAAGAGCUCCUGCCAUCAGAAGAUGAUCCAACAAUUAUUAAGAACCCACUCUAUGCUAAACUCUUUGAUGCCCUUGACAAGAUCGAUGGCAAGCCAACCCGUAGUGAAAGAAAGGCCGAGGCUAAGAAGGAAAGAGAAGAACAGGCUAGGAAGAAGCAAGCAGAGAUUGAUGCUUUACAGCAACAACUAGCUGACCUGAGAGCAGUUGCAAAGGCCCAGGGCAGUAAAAAACAACCAGAGAAGCAUCCCCCAACAGAUGAUGAGGAGGAUGAUGAUCAACCAAACGAUAAUCAUCUCACCAAGAGAACCAAAGCAGCAAGUGUUGCAGAUGGGUCCGAGUUUGGCGACCCAGAUAAACAGUGUGUAUUCUGCCUGGAGAGAAAUGAAGAUUUCGAUAAGGAAGGCUUGGACUUGCACUACUGGAAGUACUGCCCUAUGUUGAAACGAUGUCAGCAUUGUAAACAGGUGGUGGAGGUGUCUGUACUUGUUGAUCACUUGUUAACUGAAUGCGAUAGUCGAACAGAAUUUGCCAAAUGUCCACGAUGUAAAGAGGCUCACAAGAAAGAUGAGAUAGACAAACAUGUUACUGAAAAGCUCUGCACAUUGGCUAAAUCUAACAUGGCACGCUGCCCUCUAUGUCACAAAAACAUUGCACAGGGUGAGGAGAGUUGGCGAAAUCAUUUGAUGAAGAAAGGGAAUUGUAUAGCUAAUCAUCGUAAUGUUGCACCCAAGCAAGAAAAUGGCAAAGCUGGAAAUAGGAAGCCUGCACCAAAACAAAACAAGACAAAAGCAGGAAAGAAAGCACCACAAGCAAAAGCUCGAACUCCAAGGGGAAAGUGAGGUGGCACCUCUACAGUGGUGUACAAUAUUGUGGAACUAUCAGGAGCACAUUUGUGCCCUUGAAGGAACAUACGUGUGCUCUUGUUAUAUUUAUUAGGUCAAAACAUACAGGUAGAAGGAAUAGGUUUCCUACAUGCACCUAAACAUCUUUUAAAAGAGGAAUAUUUUAAAUGUGUCUUUGAUCAUAAUAUAUAAUAGCAAUUAUGUAUAUCUUAAAAGUAGAUAUUUGUACAUGUACUUAAAAAAGGGACCAACUUAUUCCCUUUAAAAAAAAAAAUCAGUUUUGAGCAUAUUCUACUUUUAACUAUGUAUUGUAUGUAUCUAUGCCUUUGUAACAUUGAAUUUAUCUCUACCUCUUUUGAAUUGGGUAUAUUUUUACCUAAUGGCUAUUAGAGACAUACUUGCUUUAUGGCUUUCAAUAUUGCAUACGUUUUGGAAUAGAAUUUUUAUUUAUAGUAUAUUUUAUUUAUAGCCUAUUUGUACCAAUAUGCUACUUUAAAAGGGCAUAUUUGUUUUAAAAAAGCCAAAUUAAUGCAUAUUACGCCCCUUGAAAGAGACAAUAAUAUUUGUGAAAUACUCCUUAAAAAGCCCUUAUUUGUACCUACUCCCCCCAAAAAAGUUACAUUUAUUUUUAACAUCUCAUUAAAUUUUUAGAAUGCAUCAAAAUUUGUACUUAUAUAAUGUAUACAUUUUUUUACAUAUGUAAUAUUGGUAGUACAGUACUCUAUCAAAUAAACCGUCCUAAAAUACUCUUCAAAUAUAUUUCAUUGUUUUCAUAAAACAUUUCUUAUCUUUUUUAAGUUGUAAAUUUUGUCUAAUACUGUACAGUAGGUAAAAAAAAUAAUACUUUAUAGUCAUAAAAUCAAAUACAAGAGCUAAAAUGAAAUUGCAGUGAAUAUAUAAUUCAUAGGAGAGAACACACUUAUUAAUAUCAUCCUGUAAAUGCAAUAGAACUUGCAGCAGUGGUUCAUCCAAGAAAGUGAACAAAAUUGUGAAUGAUAAUUUUAGAUGUACAGGUGUUGUUUAAAAAUAUACUGAAACUUCUUUAAUUGUUAAACUAAUUACUCCAUACCGUAAAACCUUGAAUUGAAGCUCAAUGGGCUUAAUCUCGAGAAGAAGCCCAUCUCGAAUUGAACCCACCCUCUUUAGUUUGCAAAAUUAGACUCAAAAAGAAGCAAGCCAUCUCGAAAAGAAACCCCUUUCAAGAUAGCAUACACUUCUGUUCGAAAUAGUACAAUAACUGUACAUGAAUUUCAAAAAACAAAAUAAAUUAAAAACAAGCUUGGUUUAUACAGUAGUUUAGGUGAUUUAAUGCCAGUUAAUACACUCCGUGAUACAGAUUGAUCUUACAGUGGCCUUAUUUAAUGUUUUAUAGUACAAAUUCCCAAAAUUUACAGCAUUCAUUUUGAAAAGAAGCCCCCUCUUUACUUUGUAGCCUCGAAAAGAAGCCAAUCCUUAAUUCGAGGUUUACGGUAUGGUAACUAGCAAAUAUAGCCUGGCCCCUCAGCAGUGGCAUAUAUAGGAAUAUUUACACAGUGUGCAAGGGUUAAGUCAGAGAGUGUGAAGGUUAAGUGAUGUAGCUGGGGAAAUGAGGUGAUUGUGAACUUGACUGUUGUGAGGGAAAGAAACUUUUACCAGGAAGAGAUAUGCUACUGCACCUGGGAACUAAAGCGGGCACACUGAAGUGCUAAACCAAUGUACAGUUGGUGUGAAUGAAGCACUAAUAUAAUAAUAAUAUUUAUUCGGAAAUCGCUUUUGAAACAGCGGCACCCAUCAUUUUGAUUGUGUAUCCAAACACAAAUAUAAACAACAUCAAAAGGCAUAGGCCUAGACGUAGUACAAUGUAAAGAAAAGGAACCAUGUACUGUAUUCUUUAAUAUGCACAUGGACUAGGUAUAGCAUACAGGACUAACAUCUUAAACAUCAGUUCAGAAUAGUUACAACUAGACCAACAGCUGUACAUUUUGUUGUCUUUAUAUUGCUGUUUAUAUUAUCUCAAUGUAUGUAAUGACCUCUUAUAUCAUACAAGAAAUAAUGUUACUGUUUCGUUGCAUAGGAAAAAAUAUUUUAAUUUAAUUGUCUGUAGCUUAAGUGUAUUUAUCCGUCCAUUCUCUCAGAGAUAGUCAUAUUUUUACGUACAGUACAUGCAUUCCAAGUUGACAAAAGUUCUACUAAUAAAAAGUAUGGUAGUUAUUUAAAUGUAGAUCAGGGAACAGUAAUUUCACUGUUCCCUGAUGCAGAUACAAUUAUUUCAUCUGGGUAUCUGGUCAGAUAUCAUUAGCUGUUGAGUGUAGUUGUCACUGCAGCCACUGCAUGAUUGUAAAAUGCAGCUAGCUAUCUGACAUCAUUAUCCUAGCAGGACACUUGUGGACUGGGGUCCUGUCUGCUGAGUUGUAAGAGUCGCCGUAAACAGCUGAUGAUAUCAGGCUUUCAUUCAGAAGUUACAUCCUUAAAAUGUUACAAAAACUGCUUUAGUUGAAAAAAAUAACCUUUUCCUAAGUUCUGUCAAAUAUUAUGUGACUCAAUAUUUUGUGAUUUGCCCAUAUAUGGGAAUGACAUCUUCAUGCUCAUAUAUAAGCAAUUCAUAAUUGAUAAUGUGACUUAGAGUUACUGUACUUAAUGUUACAUGGCCAGUCUUGAGUUAAAAAACUAAAAAUAAAAUUCAAUACAGGUUGAUUUGUCUGUUUUUCGAUUGUAUUGUAAGUUUCUAGAAAAUAUUUUUUUUGUUAACAAGCAUAAAUAAAAAUGCUCCUAUAUCUUCAUGUAGAAUAAUCCUUGCUGUACUGGUGAACUUUGCAGAAUGUCAACCAACUGACAAUUUAAAUGAGGGCGUGCCAUUUAAUAGGAAGGCCGAAUAAACGCGCAUGUCCCACGUUCUGUGACAGUGCUUAGCAAAAUUGUCAGUUGUACUUUUGUUGCUGAAUCAAUUCAAAAUUUUAUUUUUUAAUCAUCAAUAUUAUAAUGCACACACAAUGUUAGGACUUCUGUAAUGUUUAAAAAUAAUGAAUUGAAUACAUAUGAUCAAAUAAUUUAAAAAUUUACAUUCUUUGAAUAUGAUUGAAAAUUUGAUGAUCACCUCGGUAACAAAUUUCAUGGUACUGUAUUAUAAACUAUAACUACACGUAAUAUAAUUAUUUUAAAUAAUCAAACCAAAUGAAUGAUAAGUACAACCCUAGUGAUUAUAGAUAAUAAAAUACUUGUGUUUGAUUAAAUUGAACAUUUAGAAGAUGGGAGAGUAAAAAAGAACAGUUUUUGAAAA